AGGCUUCCUUCCUUCCUCCCUCCUCUGUCCCUGCACCCGCUCUCCCCUCCGCCCUCCCCUCAGGUUUGCCUGCAGGUGCGUGAGCUGAGCCCGCCGGUGCCCAAAGAUGCUGAGCGGCGUCUGGGUCCUCAGUGUGUUAACCGUGGCCGGGAUCUUACAGACAGAGAGUCGCAAAACUGCCAAAGAUAUUUGCAAGAUCCGCUGCCUAUGCGAAGAGAAGGAGAACGUUCUGAACAUUAACUGUGAAAACAAAGGAUUUACAACUGUCAGCUUGCUCCAGCCCCCCCAAUACCGAAUCUACCAGCUCUUUCUCAAUGGAAACCUCCUGACAAGACUCUACCCCAACGAGUUUGUCAAUUACUCCAACGCGGUGACUCUCCACUUGGGGAACAACGGGCUCCAGGAGAUCCGGACUGGGGCCUUCAGUGGCCUCAAAACCCUCAAGAGACUGCACCUCAACAACAACAAGCUCGAAGUGUUGAGGGAGGAUACCUUCCUGGGUCUGGAGAGCCUGGAGUACCUCCAGGCUGACUACAAUUACAUUAGUGCCAUAGAGGCCGGGGCCUUCAGCAAGCUGAACAAACUCAAAGUGCUCAUCCUAAAUGACAACCUUCUUCUGUCAUUGCCCAGCAAUGUGUUUCGCUUUGUCCUGCUGACCCACUUAGACCUGAGGGGGAAUAGGCUGAAAGUCAUGCCUUUCGCUGGCGUCCUUGAACAUAUCGGGGGCAUCAUGGAGAUUCAGCUGGAGGAAAAUCCAUGGAACUGCACCUGUGACUUGCUCCCCCUCAAGGCCUGGUUGGACACCAUCACUGUUUUUGUUGGCGAGAUUGUCUGUGAGACUCCCUUUAGAUUGCAUGGGAAAGACGUGACCCAGCUGACCAGGCAAGACCUCUGUCCUAGAAAAAGCACCAGCGACACCAGUCAGAGGGGCAACCAUGCGGACACUCACCUCCAAAGGCUGUCACCUACCAUGAAUCCUGCUCUCAACCCAACCAGGGCUCCAAAAGCCAGUCGGCCACCCAAGAUGAGAAACCGUCCAACUCCUCGGGUUACAGUGUCCAAGGACAGACAAAGCUUUGGCCCGAUUAUGGUGUACCAGACCAAAUCGCCUGUGCCCCUCACCUGCCCCAGUAGCUGUGUCUGUACCUCUCAGAGCUCAGACAAUGGUCUAAAUGUCAACUGCCAAGAAAGGAAGUUCACCAACAUUUCUGACCUGCAACCCAAACCUACCAGUCCAAAGAAACUCUACCUAACAGGGAACUAUCUCCAAACUGUCUAUAAGAAUGACCUCUUCGAAUACAGUUCUUUGGAUUUGUUACAUUUAGGAAACAACAGAAUUGCAGUCAUUCAGGAAGGCGCCUUCACAAACUUGACCAGUUUACGCAGACUUUAUCUGAAUGGUAAUUACCUGGAAGUGCUGUUCCCGGCCAUGUUUGAUGGCCUGCAGAGUUUGCAGUAUCUCUAUUUAGAGUAUAAUGUCAUCAAGGAAAUUAAACCGCUUACUUUUGAUGCUUUGAUUAAUCUUCAGCUACUGUUUCUGAAUAACAACCUGCUACGUUCCUUGCCUGAGAAUAUCUUUGGGGGCACAGCCCUCACCAGACUGAAUCUGAGAAACAACCAUUUUUCUCACCUGCCUGUGAAAGGUGUUCUGGAUCAGCUUCCAGCUUUCAUCCAGAUAGACCUGCAAGAGAACCCUUGGGACUGUACCUGUGACAUUAUGGGACUAAAGGACUGGACAGAACAUGCCAAUUCCCCUGUUAUCAUCAAUGAGGUGACAUGUGAAUCUCCCGCUAAGCAUGCAGGGGAGAUCCUGAAGUUUCUGGGGAGGGAGGUGAUUUGUCCAGACUUAUCGGAUGGAACCAUUCUGUCAAUGAAUCAUAACACAGACCCGCCUCAUUCACUGAGUGUGUCUCCCAGUUCCUAUCCUGAACUGCACACUGAAGUUCCACUCUCUGUCUUAAUUUUAGGAUUGCUUGUCGUGUUUAUCUUAUCUGUCUGUUUUGGGGCCGGUCUCUUCGUCUUUGUCCUGAAACGUCGAAAGGGGGUGCCAAGUGUUCCCAGGAGCAACAACAACUUAGAUGUCAGUUCCUUCCAGUUACAAUACGGGUCUUACAAUACGGAGACUCAUGACAAGACAGAUGGCCAUGUCUAUAACUACAUCCCCCCACCUGUGGGGCAGAUGUGCCAGAACCCCAUCUACAUGCAGAAAGAAGGGGACCCAGUCGCCUACUACCGAAACCUGCAAGAGUUCAGCUAUGGCAACCUGGAGGAGAAAAAAGAGGAGCCCGCAACACUUGCUUACACAAUAAGUGCCACUGAGUUGCUGGACAAGCAGGCCACCCCGAGAGAGCCCGAGCUGCUCUAUCAGAAUAUUGCUGAGCGUGGCAAGGAGCUCCCCAGCAGUGGCCUAGUCCACUAUAACUUUUGUACCUUACCUAAAAGGCAGUUCGCCCCUUCCUAUGGAUCUCGACGCCAAAACCAAGACAGAAUCAAUAAGACCGUUUUAUAUGGAACUCCCAGGAAAUGCUUUGUGGGGCCGUCAAAACCCGACCACCCUUUACUGCAAGCUAAGCCGCAAUCCGAACCGGACUACCUCGAAGUUCUGGAAAAACGUACUGCAAUCAGUCAGCUGUGAAGGAAAAUCAUUUCCAACCCUAGGGCAUCAAAGGAUGCUGCUCCAGACUGUCACUGCAGGAAGCAUCACAUUGUUUGCUUUUGUGUUUGUCUUAGAUCUAUCCCAGCUUAAUGCUGGGAGAAGGUGAUGGAAAUGUUUGGGGGAUGGGGUGAAGCAAUGAUUCUGCGGUUGCAAGUUUUCCUUUAAAUUAUUUCUCUCUUGCUCUUUUUGCUCUUUCUCCCCCCUCCUCCCCUCCCUUUUCUUUCCUGCCCUUCUCUUCUUAGGAACCAUCAUUGAACAUGAAUGUUUCUACAAAGGAUUUUUUUCAUAUAUUUUGUUUAUGGUUUUGUUCCGUCUUUUUUUUUUUUUUUUCUCCCAGUAUGGGAAUGAAAAGAGAAGAUUCUAAUGAAUGAAAACAAAACAAAACAAAAAGAGUAGGCAGUCUUUUCAAGUGAAAAUAGAUAUUUCAUGUCUUUUGUAGAAGAUCUCCAAAGAUCUUUUGGGGCUGUAACUUCUUUUGUAAAUAAUGAUAUAUGGUAUCUCCGUCUUCACUUUCCUAUAUAGCCAAUGGGCCUCCCUUCUUUGUGUUAAAGUGCCUUUGCACUUUAAGUACAUUACUUAAAUGUUGCUUUUAGCUUUGAUCAAUUGAACAUAUUUUAAUGUGUUGUAUUUUUUGAAAUUAAAAAUACUGUAAAAUAGAUUGAUAUGUCAGCUAUAUUAAAUCAAAGUACAGUUUGCUUGAGUUAUAGAAACCAGCCUGUCAUCAAAUGAUUCUAGUUCUAGGAUUUUAUAUAGUUAACUGUAAAAUAUUUCCUUUCCUCUGGGUUUGUUUUAAGUGAUUCUAUUUAAAGUCAACUAAGGGGACUUAACAGUGGACUAGAGGUCAUAAACUGCCUCAGUCAGGAUUAGUAAUUCAUUAAUAAAAUAUAUUUAAC
This is a messenger RNA of Chrysochloris asiatica (Cape golden mole), 3549 nucleotides long. RefSeq names its product SLIT and NTRK-like protein 2-like. NCBI's taxonomy places the organism in Eukaryota, Metazoa, Chordata, Mammalia, Afrosoricida, Chrysochloridae. The record is from RefSeq and is a predicted model, not a curated record. Bases 107 to 2635 code for a protein of 842 amino acids. Gene Ontology annotation, biological process: positive regulation of synapse assembly; axonogenesis; regulation of presynapse assembly. Gene Ontology annotation, molecular function: protein binding. Gene Ontology annotation, cellular component: membrane; glutamatergic synapse. The transcript has a single exon.